CCCUAGAAUUCCACGCCGUCGAUUCGAGUAUUCGUUCUUCAAGUUUUUUUUGCCUUCCCGGCGCCUCCACCCAAACCCCCAUUCUAUCCCUCCCCAAAACCACCAAGAAAAUCCUUGUGAUCUCGCCUCCAAGAUCGAUCCAUGUCGCUGGAACCGGCCUCACCUUCCGCCGAUUCCGGUGUCACCAGCCUCACCUCCACCGCCAACAAUGUCGCCGUCGUCGUCCGCGGCGGCGACAGCGAUGACAGCGAUGACAGCGACAGCAGCGACGGCGUCGGCUACGACAGCGACGACCUGAUGGACGACAUGAUGGACGACAUCUUCGAGCAGUUCAUCGAGAAGGACGAGCUGCUGGACCGGAUCGGGGCCCGCCUCGUGGCGCCGCUGCUCCCCGCCGCCACCCGGGCGCAGCGGCGGCAGGUCCUGGAGCAGAGGGAGCAGGCGCGCGCGGCGCGGGAGGAGCUCAGGCGCGGCGUGGCGAGGAGCAGGGAGCUGACGAGGAAGAUCAGGAGGCUCAAGAGGAUGGCGAACGCCGACGUCUCCGGCUACCCCGCCGCGCGGCGGGAGGCGCACGAGAGGGAGACGCGGCGGCUCGCCCGGGAGAUCUUCGGCUCGGAUGCCUAGCCUGGUAUACUCUCUCUGAUCUGAUCUGAUGGAUGGAUUGGUUGCAAUUUGCUUUGCUUUGAUUUGGAAAACAGGGAUAUCUUCGGUUCGGAAUUCGGAUGCUAAGUCUGGUAGUAAUACACUAUCUGAUAUCCCAUGGAUGAAUUGGUUGAAAUUUGUUUGCUUUGAUCGGGGAGACAAUGCAAUGCUGUGCUAGUAGAUUAAAGGGUAAAUUAGAUUUUAAAUGGUGCUAGUAGUACUAAUUUGGUGCCGUUUUGAAUGCUGGAAAUUCUCUAGUACUAAUUAGGCGUCGUUUUGAAUGCCGGAGAUUCUCUUGAUUUGUGGUAAAAACUUCUUGUUACCUUCAAAAUUGGGAUGCCACUGUGCUGGACUAUUAUUAAUGCGACUCUACAACCUAGUGUUGGUUGAGCUUUCAUGAUGUAGAUGGGGAUUUCUUUUUUAGUUCUUUGUGGGUAGAAAACUGGUUUAUUUGGGUGAAAUAUAGACAGCAAUUGACCAUCAGAAAACCAACCAAGAGACACUCAAUCUCUCAGGCUCUUACAUGUGCUACGCCCUGGAAGGCUGGAACAUCUUUUCAAAAUUUAGUCUCUUAUAUUUUUUUCUUUCUUUUUGACAUCUGACAAUCCCAAUUUUCUUCACUUCAAAUUUACAAAAAGAAUAAAAAAAGACAGGCUUAUGUGAAAAUCUUGUGUUCCAAUUCCGAACAGGGUGUUAUAUAUGCUGUGUUGGCAACCUGGUUUCUAGAACGAGGCAUCAAUUGUUGGCUCCAGUGAGCUUUCAUAUUUUGUGGGAAAUGCAUGACGUGCUAAUUGCCUACAGAACAAAAUGUAGGUGUUGUAGUUUACACUUGUGCUAAUUGCCCAAGUGAUUUUGUCUUUUGAACUAAUUGCACAAGUGAUUUGAUUGUGUUGUGUCAAUGAGAACUCUUUUCAGAGCCCUGUUUGUGAAAAAGGUUUUAAAAUGUUGAACCAUGCUGAAAAAAAGAACUGGAUGAAUCGAGGCCCCAUGCAUCCAAUAUUCCAAUACAUAUAUAUAUGUUAAAAUAAUACCAAAUUUGAACGCUACCUUGAGAUAUAACAAUGUUGUCUUUUGUUAGUGUAAGAUAAAUUAUGCAAAAUAUUACAUUCUACAGGAUUUCUAAGACAGCCAUUUAUGUAGUGAAAACCACCAAGUAAGGAAAACCAAGGAGUAUAACUUCCAAUAGUUGUGUAAAAAAAUGCCCUUAUUUUUUUGUAGUAAAUGGAGGUCAAAUUAGGCACAAAUAGUUUUUUCAAACUUUUGUUGCCCUCCAUCUUUUUGUCUGCUAAGUACAUUGAUAUUGGCAAUAUGACGUAGCAAAAAUGAUCUUGAUUAUUUUAUCUUUAUUCCAGGCAAUCACAUCUAUUCUUACUGCCAACUCAAUUCUUGACAACAGAACCAAGAGGGUAUUGUUGGCACCAAUUUUGCCCAUGAUUUAAACAUGAUUUUAAUAUGUUGUAUAUUAAUAUUUAGCUUGUAAUAUACUGUAUAGAGAUGACCGAAUGGAUGAAUAAAAUCAUUAACUAAAUAAAUAGCCAUAAUAAUAUACGGAUGGUGUGAAAUAAAUGUGCCCCUAAAUAUUCAUCGGCACGGAAUAAAAUGUGUGUCACUUGCGUGCCUUAUAAAAUGUGUAGCAAAAACCACUGCUUUAUCUUAACGUAUGUAGUUGGCUCGAUAAAUACUGAUAUUUAGUUGCCACGAUAUAUCCAUGAAUAAAAUAAAUAAUAUAAUAAAAAGGGCGUAUGUGAAAUAUAUAAAAUAUAUUUAGAUACGAUCAUCCAAUAAAUUAAAUCUUAGGCUUCGAAGGUAUAUCCAUGAAUAACGUUUAUCUAGCUGACCAAAAAUAAUUGUGCUCUAUUCACCAGUAAAAAAUAGCAAUUGCAAAAUACGCCUCCAAACAUCAAAGCCAUUGCCUCUUUCUUUAAUAGAUGCAACCCGUUCUGAUCAAUGACUUGGAGGCACUUCUUUCAUCAAGAUGAAAUCAUCGGGACAGUCUAUGAUAGAGAUUUGGCCUAUGGUACCAUACUUGCGUUCUCUAAUUGCAAGGAACACGUCCAUUUAGAUUAUCAUGCCGAAGGUCCCUCAUGAUUGAGGGGAAAAUCCGAAUGAAAGUUGUACACCAAUCAACUCAAGGAAGUGAGGCUUUUCCAUAACGGGAAUCGGUUGGGAGCUGAUAAGGAUUUGCUGGCCAUCGCCUCCCGGUCGGGAUGGCUCGCGUGGCAGAUCGGGGUCGUACAUCCGCUCGCCUGCUUGGCCGUAACGUGGUUGCCGCGUUGGCGUCACGCGUGCGCCAUGUGGUACACCCGUUCCCGACUGCAUGCGUCCAUCCGCCCGCCCAUGUGUGCCUCGCGUGCUCCAGUCGCCUUGUGUCACCGACGGGGUGGGCCCCGCUUGCCGACGCUGGCCUCCAAUCCGCUGACGUCAGCCUCAGGCUUUAAUGCGUAGUAAAUCAUUAAGGUUUUUUUUCUGUUUAUAUUAAAAACAUAGUAAAUCUUCUAAUAUUCAUAACUUAUUCAUCCAAGUUCCGUUUAAGUCCAUUCAAGUUGCAGUAAAUUGAUAAAAAUGCCUAGAAUCGAAUUAAAAUGGUCUUGUUUCCCUUUUCAGUAGUCUUAUAGCAUAUUUUACUUGUGUGGUUUGUUUGUCCCGUAGAUUCCAGCAAUUCCGACGUUCCAGUCUACUACGAAGUUGUUGCAAAGGUUCUUGUAGCACCAGAGCAAGGCAAGUCAUGCAUUCCUCAUUGAGCAUAUAGUUCCUACUUUGCAAAUAUCUUGCUUUCUAUUUGAAUUGCACUAUUUUAUAAUGUCAUGUGGGAUGGUUCAUAUGUACUCGACCAUAGCAUGCUGAGCCGCAGUAUAUCCUUCCCCAUGAUUAAAAGUUGAAGGUCUCUAGCACCCCUUGGAGUAGUAAUUUGGAGGCGAGGCUUGUAUUGCUUGUGUUGUGUCAAACGGCCACACAAAUUGCCAACCUUUGAGUGGAUUAACGUCAUAAUGUAUGUACCAUAGUAAAUGUCUUGCCCGAAGGUUCCUUUGGAGAUUGCUAUCUCUUACAUCAUGAGGUUGAUCCCAUCGAAUCUUCGUCCUUGCAUUAUGGCAUCAAUCACAUGCUAAGCCACUCCCCAAAUGUCAUUGUUUUUUCCAAAACGAGGGAGUAUAGUGGCCGUUACAAUCUGAUUGACCACACUCGUGAGGGUUCUCAAACCUGCCACUUUGCCAUAAGUGUGCCUCUCACCAUCCUCAUAAAACUGAGCUAGAUAAGCACGGUAAUUCUUCUAGGGUUUGCCGCGAACUGGUCCUUAAAUGCCAUGAUGUCUAGCGAACCAUGCGCCCACAGCCCACCAUUAGGCAUAUUUUAGUUGAAUUAGUACCAUGGUGGUACAUGUCCAAUGGCAUCUAAUUAAUCAAGAUCUAAGAUAUUAGUGUGAUUCCGCAAAGUGAUAGUUGAUCUAAGUAUGGCUAAGCAUCUCCUAAAUCAACAUCUAAUCAUAUUAGUUCCCAAGUUAUCAAUGACACAAGGUAGUCAAGCUAUGGCUAAGUACAUAAAAGCCAUCCCACAUGACAUUAUAAAAUAAUGCAAUUCAAAUAGAAGUGGGGUAUUUGCAAAGUAGGAACAAUAUGCUCAAUAAGAAACGCAUGACUUGCCUUGCUCUGGUGCUAUGAGAACCUUUGCAACAACUUUAUAGUCGACCGGAAUGGCCGAAAUCUACGCGACAAACAAAGCACACAAGCAAAACAAGCUAUAAGACUACUGAAAAAGGAAACAAGACCAUUUUAAUUAGAUUCUAGGCAUUUUUAUCAAUUUACUGCAACUUGAAUGAGCACGGAGCUCGAAUGAAUUAGUUAUGAAUAUUAGAAGAUUCACUUGGUUUUUAGUAUAAACAGAAAAACCUUAAUGAAUUUUUGCGCAUUAAAGCCUUAGGGCUAACACCAGUGAGGUGGAGGCUGGCGUCGGCUAGCGGGCCCCACCCGUUGGUGACACAAGGCGACUAGAGCAUGCAUAGCGCACAUGUGUGGAUGGAUGGAUGCAUGCUGUCGGGAACGGGUUCAUCACGUGUUGGCCACGCGGGCGGGCGGAUGGACUGCCCCGUGGCAUAUUACUCUAAAAGUGAACUUAUUUUGGGACAAAUAAAAUGAGAUAAAAAUAAACUUAUUAUGUGACGGAUGAAGUAAGACCUUGUAAAUCAAUGGCUUAGAUAAUUUAUGUUGCCAUCUUUACUGGUACACUAAUACUGCAAAAAUAUUUGUUUUGUGUAAUGAAAUUGUGAAGUAUAUUUUUCAAGGAUACUAGAGAUUCAGGUACCUAAUUUAUUGACGGUAGUAAUCAUCAUGUUGUUGGAGGAUCUUAUGAUUUUCUGAAGUUGGAUAAUUGGUUUUAUCAUUGAUAUAGUACGCUCAUAACAUCUCAAUUAUAGAAUUGUAUGAACUUAUAAAAAAAAUUCUUAGGAAUCAUACAAGUAAAGGAGAAUCAGUAGUUUCGGUUUGCUACAAGAAUUAAAAUGGCGACAGCCAAAAUUAUCUGCCUGAAUAUUUUGGUCUGUCACCUGCACAUCUUGGUACUCAAUUUUCAAUUUUAAUUAGGCAAAUUUUGCUGCAGGACAUCGCGAUUGUGUGUAUUUAGCUCAGGGACACCGUGAAAGUGAAGCUUUGGGGAAAGACAUCCCAUAAUCGUGGUUAUUUGCUGAUGGACACCGCGCCGUCUAGCGUAGACUUGCCGUGCUGACGUGGCUGACGGGAGGCUGUUUUUUGACGCGGUCGGACGUAAAUACCCAUGCGCCUUAUCUCCUCUUAUCCACUCGGUUUGGCUCCAUUCGCAAGCAGUACGGGUGGUAGAACCCUAGCUCUACCGAUUCAACCGAUACAGUGCCUAUUCCACCGAUUCUGUCGCCCUCGAUACUGGCUGUUCCCAGGCAUUGUCGCCGACGUGAUGCAAGUUUGACCGGCGGUGAUGGCUUCACUGUCGCAGGAGGCGGUGGAAUCUGCGCUGGCGGCAGCUCCGCCGAUGCCGAAAUGGAUUCCGAAAGGGUAAGUUUGGAUUCCUCUUCUCUUUGAUUCGUUUUUCUUCUCUUUGAUUCGAUUAGGAUGCAUGGUUUGGUCGAGCUGAUUUGGGAUCCCCUUUUUCUCUUCAUUUGCCAUCGCAUUGUAGGAUGGAUCCGAACUCUGCAUGCAGAGUUGUGGUUAGGGUUGUUGCUUACGUUGAGUAUAUGGAUAAUGGUAGCCAAGAUUAUCAUGUUUCAUCUUCACAUAAGUGGGUUGUAGAUAAAGACACCGUAUGCUGAUAGAUUUGAUGAAGGACUUGGAUGAUGAAAUCAUUCGUGGUAGUGCGCAAGAGCUUACAGUGACUUUCUGGGACAAGAGAGUGGGUAGGGAUGUAGAAAUUUGUUAUGAUGUUGUGUUAUUAGAGGCAUUUAACCAAUACUGGGAUGUUAGGAAGCUUCCAUUGCAAGUGACAGUGAGUGAGCCUUGUUCCCAAACUGUGUCUUGUGUGGAUGAAGCUGAAACAGUUGUUCCACUGAGUAUGGUUUUACCCACACAAGCAAGUCAGGCUGACAAUGUUCCUACUAGAGAUGCUCCCACAAAAAAGGUUCCCACCAAAAAAAAAGCAAGUCUAGGGACAAAGCUACUGAUCAAUCAAUGCCAAAUCCAAAUCCAUGGGGUGAGUUUGAUGAGGUUGAGUAUGUAGGAGUUAGUGAUGAGAGGGAGAAUUACAAUGAGCUGGUGUUAGAUGAUGAGGCUAAUGAUCUAGAUUACACUCCUGAGGAAUCUGAUGGUGAUGAAGAGAAUGAUGAUCCAGUAGAUGAUUUAGAAGUCAAUGAUAAUAGGGGUUGUGAGCUUCUAAUCCAUAUAACUGAUGUAGACAAUCCAAGGAUAGAAGUUGGUGUUACUUUUGAGGAUGGACUUUGUUUUAAGAAGUGUAUGAGACAAUAUGCUGUCCUGAAAGAGGUUGAACUUGCAGUUCCCUACUCUGAGGCCACAAGAUACAGAGCUUAUUGCAAGGCAAAGAAGUGCAAAUGGAGUAUCCAUGCUUCUAGGUUGUCAGAUGGUAGAACUUGGCAGAUAAAGAAGAUGCCAUAUGAGCAUAGGUGUGCUAGCACAGGCAAAUUGGAGAAUAAUUGCAUGGCCAACAAUUCUUGGGUUAAGGACAGGGUUAUCAACAAGGUUAGUGAAGAUCCAACCAUAGGGGUUGCUGCUCUCAAGAAGACUUUGGAGGAGAAGUAUUUAAUCACCCUGUCAUAUUAUGUAGUAUGGGAUGGUAGGCAGAUGGCUUUAGAUGAGAUACUUGGUGGCUGGGAGCAAAGCUGAGGUAGUGUAUAGUUUUAAAGCUGAGAUUGAGAAGAGAUCUCCUGGUAGUAUAGUGGAGAUAGAGUAUGAUGUGAUCAAUGAGAAGCAUAGGUUCAGUAGGAUGUUUGUUGCUUUGAAGCCUUGUAUAGAUGGAUUUUUGAAUGGGUGCAGGCCAUAUUUAGGCAUUGA
Molecule: messenger RNA, 7106 nt
Organism: Oryza sativa Japonica Group (Japanese rice)
Lineage: Eukaryota; Viridiplantae; Streptophyta; Magnoliopsida; Poales; Poaceae
Source: RefSeq, a predicted model, not a curated record